AUGUUAUUAAAAGAAUACGCGAAAAAUGGUUCUGAAAUCGGAAGAUGGCUUAAAUACUUGUUUGGUUUACCUUAUUCAAACUCUUAUGAAGUCCCAGACGCAUUUACUGAAAUAAUUUCAAUAGCUCCUUGUAAUAUAAGUACGGGUUUUACAGACUAUAUAUUAAAAAACUAUAUUGAUUUCGAUGCUGAUUUUGGGCCAGUAUUAUGGGUUAGUGAACCAGACAAUAGCCCAAGAACAACGAACGGGGUUGAAAACUUUCACAUGCACUUCAAUAGUCAAUUUUAUACCUCCCACCCUCACAUUCACCAAAUUAUUCAAAUAUUAAUGAAAAUUCAAGUUGAUACUGAUUUAAAAAUAAAUUCAUUCAAAAAUAAAUAAAGAAAAUACCCGUGGAAUAGAAGUAUUAAAAAACAAAAUUAUAUUCCGAUUACAAAUCCAAAAAAAUUGAUCUUUUAACAUUUUUAAUGCAAACGUGUAGCUAACAAAUAAAUAUUAAAUAUGUAUUUAAAAAUUAAUUAAAUAAUGUUUUGAUAAGAAAAAUGAUUGUAAUUAUAAUUUGUGCAAUUUGUAAAUUUUAAUGACAUUUUUGUAAAAAUAAUUGUACCCAACUAAAAGCAACGCCUGAUAAUGAAAAUUUAAUCAUCAGUACCACAUUGGAUCAAAGUACGAAUAGCAAUUUUUUUUUUUAUUUUUUUCUUCAACAUCCUUCAACAACAACUGAUCCUGAUGAUAUUUUCGAAGAAAAUUGUAUUACUAGUGAAAAUGAAGAUAUUUCUGAAAUACCAUUUAUAAAAGAUAUAGGCAAAAAAUCUGCUCUGAAUGGUUGUUACGCAUUUUAUUUAAUUAUUUCAACAUAAUAAUUUAACUAUUAGUUUCUUGUAACAGAAUACAAAUAAUAAUUUUUUUAUUUUUAGAUAAUUCAGAUGAUUUUUUUUGAAAAAAAUUAUAUUUUUGGUGAGAAUGAAGAUAUUUCUGAUAUACCAUUAGCAAAACAUGUAGAUAAGAAAUCUGCUCUAAAUGGUAAACAUUAUCUUUGAUAAUUCAACAUAAUUACAUAAUAAUUUGUAUUAAUCUAAGAUAAAAAAAAUAAGACUUAUUUUAUCUUCAUAAAUAGCAUGUACAUUUUUAUCGAAAUUAUUGCUUUACACAAUUUUUCUCCUUUAAUAUAAAAAAGACGGGCGGAUACAGGUUUGGAUGUAGCCACCAUUGUAGGUGAAAAGUUGGAAAGGUACAAUACAUACGGUUAUUUAAUUACCACGUCUACAAACACACUAUAAGUUUUCUUGCCAAGCACCAAUUAUAGAAAAUUUAAUUUCAGAAAAGUUGUAACAGUGGAUCUUACUUUUAACUAAAAUAUCUAGGAGAAAAAAUGUUGACAGAACAAAAGAAAAAGAAAUAAACAUCAUUAAAAAUCCGAUACAUUCUUUGCUAUGCUCAGAAUCUAAAAUUAUACUGGUUACUUAUUGUGGUUAUGGUUUAAAUAAAUAAAUAAAUGAAACUUAAUUCCAUAAAAGUACAAUUUUUUUAUAGAAUUGACUUUGUUUAUUUACUCUCCUUGAAAUUUAGUAUUUUAUUUAAUAAUUUCAGUAUUCUGUUGUGAAAAAAUUGAUCAACUAAAAUCUCUGAUCGAUAAAAGAUCUAAAAAUGACAAUCAAAUUAUGACUCAAUUAAUGAUGCUUAAUGGAUCUAACACCAGAAUUACAACAGCCCUUCAACGUUUAGAUAAUAAAGUGCAUAAAAUAAUGACAGCUGGUAUCAGAAUAUGUACGUUAGCAAUACCAGCACCAUCAAUUCCAUCACCAUUUAUCGAUUUCUUGUCUAUAAAAUGUGAAGAAGAUAUUUCUAUAAUAAAAGAAUUAUUAACACCGACUGCAGAAAAUAAUGCUUUACAGUAA
Cinara cedri is the source of this 1898-nucleotide messenger RNA. NCBI's taxonomy places the organism in Eukaryota, Metazoa, Arthropoda, Insecta, Hemiptera, Aphididae. The record is from the annotation of a GenBank genome assembly.